This is a messenger RNA of Rubroshorea leprosula, 2687 nucleotides long. NCBI's taxonomy places the organism in Eukaryota, Viridiplantae, Streptophyta, Magnoliopsida, Malvales, Dipterocarpaceae. The record is from the annotation of a GenBank genome assembly.
CUUUGAAUAAGCAGCAAAUUUACAGCACAGAAUUCAGUCGUCGGAGCUUUCCCUGUCUUCCACCGUUGCUUCCUCUCCGACAACCGGACGAGUAGAAAGUCUAGCCCUAGCUAGCUGGGUAGUUUAAGACGAAGAAAUCAGGUGAAUCAUAAACCCUAAUUGAGUAGUCUCGAAGCUCAAGGAUGGGGAAGAAGCAGCACAGCAAGGACAGAAUGUUCAUAACCAAAACGGAAUGGGCCACCGAGUGGGGCGGCGCCAAAUCCAAGGAAAUACGCACACCCUUCAAACGCCUCCCCUUCUAUUGCUGCGCUCUUACCUUCACGCCGUUUGAGGUACCGGUCUGCACCAGUGAUGGCAGCGUCUUCGAUAUAAUGAAUAUCAUUCCUUACAUUAGGAAGUAUGGAAAACAUCCAGUUACUGGAGCUCUAUUGAAGCAGGAGGAUCUCAUCCCUCUUAGUUUCCACAAGAAUUCUGAAGGAGAGUAUCAUUGCCCUGUGCUAAACAAAGUUUUCACUGAAUUUACACACAUAGUUGCUGUGAAGACUACUGGAAAUGUAUUCUGUUAUGAGGCAAUUAAAGAAUUAAACAUCAAGACCAAGAACUGGAAAGAGCUUCUUACUGAUGAACCGUUUACUAAGGACGAUCUUAUAACAAUUCAGAAUCCUAAUGCGCUGGACAGCAAAGUAACCCUGGAUUUUGAUCAUGUCAGACAUAGCUUAAAGGUUGAUGAUGAAGAACUAAAAAAAAUGAGUUCAGAUCCAACUUAUAACAUAAAUAUCUCUGGGGAUAUCAAGCAGAUGCUUAAGGAGCUUGGAACUGAGAAAGGAAGGCAAACUGCUCUACUUGGUGGUGGUGGUACCAAGGCACAAAAUGAGAGGGCUGCUGCUCUUGCUGCCAUUUUAGCUGCAAGGUCACGUGUUAAAGAGGAUUCAAAAUCAGAUUCAAAUGGAGAAAAUAAAGCUCAACAAGCUUACAGUAUUGUAGAUGCUGCAUCUGCUGCAGUACAUGGAAGAAGUGCUGCUGCAGCAAAAGCUGGGUCAGCUGAUAAAACUGCUGCUCGGAUAGCCAUGCAUAUGGCUGGAGAGAGGGAUGCUGUGAAUGCCAAGCUGGUUAAGAGUCGUUUUACAACUGGUGCUGCUUCACGAUCCUUUACUUCUACCUCUUAUGAUCCUGUCACAAAAAAUGAAUUUGAAUAUAUCAAAGUUGAGAAAAACCCCAAAAAGAAAGGUUAUGUUCAGCUGCAUACAACACAUGGUGAUUUGAAUAUUGAGCUGCACUGUGAUAUUACUCCAAGAACGUGUGAGAACUUCAUCACUCUAUGUGAACGUGGCUAUUAUAAUGGAGUGAUUUUCCAUAGAAACAUCAGAAACUUUAUGAUUCAAGGUGGUGAUCCUACUGGUACUGGGAGGGGAGGUGAAUCGAUAUGGGGAAAGCCUUUCAAAGAUGAAGUGAACUCUAAGUUGCUUCACUCGGGAAGGGGUGUUGUUAGUAUGGCAAACAGUGGCCCUCACACCAAUGGUUCACAAUUUUUUAUCCUGUACAAAUCUGCCAAUCAUUUAAACUUCAAACAUACAGUGUUUGGAGGCGUUGUUGGUGGCUUGACUACAUUGGCAGCAAUGGAAAAGGUCCCUGUUGAUGACAAUGACCAACCUCUGGAGGAGAUUAAGAUUAAUAGCAUCACUGUCUUUGUCAAUCCAUACACAGAGCCAGAUGAAGAAGGAGAGGAAGAGAAGGGCAAAAAUGAGAAGAAUGCUGAGGAUGAAGAAAACGAUAAGGUUGGGUCGUGGUAUAGCAAUCCUGGUACAGGGACGGCAGAAUCUGGAGCCAAUGGUGGUGGUGGUGGUGGUGGUGUUGGAAAAUACUUAAAAGCAAGGAAUAAUCAAAGUGACUCUGCUGUCACUGACACCAGUGCAAUCACUGUAACAAAGAAAAGGAAAGUCACAGUAGGAGGAUUUAAAGAUUUUUCUGCCUGGUGAGGACUUCCAUUAUUCCAUAUGAUCUUUUCUGGUGAGGAAUCAAUGGUUGCUCAAAGUGAUUCUACUGCUCAACACUUCCUAACAAAGUCACUGUUGCAAAGAAUAGGAGAAUGUGGAUUUUAGUGUCAGAAUGCAAAGCUUUAAAUAUUCUCUGGAGGUAGCAUCACUGAGUUUUGAAAAAUAUUUCAACAUGAUUGAAAAGAAAAACAAUAGGAAAAUUGGCAUACAUACCGUGCAUUUGUAUUUUAGGUGUAGAAACCUGAUUGGAGUUUGUAUUUUCUCCUCCGUUUCUUGUGUAAAAGUAUAAGAUUUUCCAUAUCAUUAUUCUGUGUGUAUGAGGUCAUUCGUGUGUGUGCAUCCAAGGGUACGUGUUCUGUGUCUGGGUUUUCUCUGAUCCUCUACCAGUAGUUGGUUUCUGACCAGAGGUCCAGCUUCUCUUGUUCAAGAUCAGUUUCAAUGGAAUUCCCAACUUCAAAGGUAAACCCCAAGUCCUAAAUUCCAUUACAGUUCCAUUGUCCGUUACUUCUGCAAUGAUCAUUACAUUUCUGCAUAUACCGGACAGAAGACAAUGAUGUUGUGAGACAGAUUACACGGAUGGGUCCACCAGUUGUAGUAAUUUCGACCAAGUAUGGUAUAAGAUUAGUCUACCCAUUUACGGGGAACUUUGUUUUGAUGCGCUAUUGGUGUUGAAUGCGUACCGUAUUGCUGAGG